ACACUCUUAAGACCCCUGCUGUUUUCAACGGUUCGCGAGGUGUUUACGCGAGAGAACGAUCGUUUAACGUUGUGUUGUGGGAUUGGCGUGCAGGAAGAAAACAAACCACCCCAGAAAGAUGAGCUUUAACACCUUUAUGCAGAUGACAAACAGUUGGGAGGCAGCUCGUGCUUCGCUAGGCUCCCUCUCUGGUAGCAAUAGUUCAACGAAGUCCAACACACAGCAGCAGCAGCCACAAACGAAGCAAAAGCAGCAUAAGUAUCUGCCAGCCUCCGGGACAGCUGCUGUUUCCACGGUAGUAGCAGCACCAUCCGAUGCUGUAGCCUAUGAUUAUUUCGAUACCACCUUCAAUGCCAAUGCCAUCGCUGAGCGGACCAACAGCCUCCGUCGGUUACGAAGGGCCGGCUAUGCCAACCGUAGCUUCAUGUACCACGGUGAAUAUCCGCUCGAGAUCAGAGACGAUGGCUACGGUGACGAUACCGGUGGUGGUGGUGGCCGGUUGCCGUACUUCGCCGAACCCACCUACCGCUCGCUUGAGUACGACCGAAGGCAACGUCGCCGGCACAGUGUCCAUCAGUUGGCCAACUUCAACCCAACCUCGAAGUUGGACGAUCUGAGACAACGGUUCGAUGAGUAUAACUCUUCGGCGGCUGUACCGAGGGGCGCGUACUACGGCUACUAUACGCUUGACCGGCACAAGAAACCGUCCCGGCAGGCGAUGACCAAUCCACUGCCACCGGUUGUGUAUGGAAAGGCUUUUUCCUUUGGGCAAAGUGCCCGUUACAGCGGGAGCAGAUCGCUGGAUCGAGUCCUGGUGGAAGAGGAGCGCGAACAGCGCAAGGGACCAAAAAGAGGGUCUCGCUCAUCGCAGGGUUCCACCGAUAGCAAUAAUAGUACACAUAGUGCAUCAUCCGGGUCGCUACUACUGACGGUAGCAAACCUUGAGAACUUUGCCAAAAUACACCGUAAAUCGACGGCCGGCAGUGGUUACUCUAAGCAUGACGGUGUCAGCGGAAAUCGCACGCUGGAACGGUAUCUCUCCUCGACGCUCGAUCUCGUUCCUCAUCAUCCCGGUACGAUCGGACGGCGAUCGCGCUACAACAGCAACAUACUGCUUCCGCACAGAUCCGUCGACGACGAGGACGACGACAAUGAGGAUGAGGACGAUGUCCACCCGGCUGAUCAUGCCGCCAUCGAUUACCGAAAGGAUGCACACCACAUUGUCGGCAGUACGAUCGUGCCCAUCGAUGAAAUUUCAAUCGACGAGGGCGAAGGCAGCGGAAAUGGAAGCGAGCGCCAGCUGCAACUUGCCGGACCUGGAACAGGAGCUGGGGCCAGUCUGGUAUCCCCAUUCCGAUCAUUGAAAGGGAAGGAUCCGGAUACGGUCUCCGUUGCCAGCUCGACCCACUUCACGAUGGUGAACGGGAUAGGCGGACCGCAGCGUGUGAUCAAAACCGGCAUCUGCUCCAGUGGCCAUCAGAUCACGAUAUUGAUCGUAACGAUGAGCAUCAUCUUCAUGAUCGGUAUUUGUUCGGCCGUUUUUCUGCUCGAAAUGCGGGCAAGAGAAAUGCCGAAAUGACAAUGCUUUCCGCGACAACCAGCAGAGAAGAGAUCGGAGAGCCCAUCGAUUGCAUUCGGAAUACAUUUAGCAUUCGAAACUGAUAGAAUUAAGCGUUACCGCCUUGCAACAGCGUGUUGUUGCCAUAUGGAGUAUAGUUUCCACGUUAAGAUGUUUCAUUAGCUGCUAACUCCCUAAUCAUUCAACAAUACGAACUGCGAACGAUCCGUAUAACACGAUCGAUUUUACAACACCAUUUUAACUCGACAAGUGUACUUGAAACAUAGUCCUGAUAUCAUUAAUGAUUUCAUGGCCCUGUUAGCCGGCGUUAUAACGAAACGCGUAGCAACCGGGAUGAUUUUUGACCGAAAGCAAGCGAAAAUACUACGCACACCCGGAAGACGAGGGUUUCAUUAUUAUAGAAAUGAGCUAAAGCUCAUAGAUUAUAGAUAGAAAAAGAAGGAACGAGCUAUCCUGCGGCUUACAAAUGCAAAACCUACUUUUCACACAGCAGCACAGCAGAUAGAAACAUAUUAAUAUUCAAUAACCAAACCUUCUUUUAAGCAUUCAGCUUUCUCCUAGCUGCAGAUGACCCUACUACACUGAUCGCCGUUUUUUUUCACUGAUUCAGUUCUGUGAUAUUUAUUAAAUUAUUUAAAUUAUGUCAAACAGAUAA
This is a messenger RNA of Anopheles nili, 2234 nucleotides long. RefSeq lists its product as uncharacterized. Bases 119 to 1579 code for a protein of 486 amino acids. Lineage: Eukaryota; Metazoa; Arthropoda; Insecta; Diptera; Culicidae. The transcript has 4 exons. The record is from RefSeq and is a predicted model, not a curated record.